Gongylonema pulchrum is the source of this 741-nucleotide messenger RNA. The record is from the annotation of a GenBank genome assembly. Lineage: Eukaryota; Metazoa; Nematoda; Chromadorea; Rhabditida; Gongylonematidae.
AUGAACACAACUGGAUUUUCGAUGUUAACAACCAAGCAGCUUAUUGCUGUAUACGGACCCGAGUCACCGUUCAGUGAUCCAGAACAGCUGAAAUUCUUUUUGUCGCUAAACGAAAGUCAGUUACAUCAGCGCCUAAUUGACGAUAUUCGGCACCUAUCAAAGGUUGAUUCAAAAACCAUCAAAAUUCGUCAGAAGAGGCAGGUACUGUCGCCCACGGUGCUUCGUGCGCUCAUCUUCGAUCCAGCUGCUGCUUCGGGACCCAGCAUACUCUCUCCUGUUUUACUCACAAUCUCAGUAUUUUCUCCGAGUAUAUUUGGCGUUGCCGUGUUAAGUCCCUGGUUAUUUUUUCCUUUUAUUCUUUCGCCUACUUUGAUGAGCCCAUUAAUUUUGAAUCCGGUAGCACUGAGCCCGGUGAUUCUAUCGCCGGUCGCACUAAGUCCAGUCAUUCUUUCCCCGGCCUGUAUGGUUCCUUUCAUCUUAUCACCCUUCCUUUUAUCACCGGCCAUUCUAUCACCCCUCGUUCUCAGUCCGGCAAUUCUGUCUCCUCUGGUACUGACUCCGAUAAUUUACUCGCCUGAUGCCGUUGAUGCUAUCAUUGCUACUCCGUAUUUGUUAUCACCAAUCCUUUGGUCCCCAUCCUAUCUUUCCACUCAAAUUUUCUCACCAAAAGCCUUUUCGCCAGCAAUCAAUUCUUCAGGUAUCGCAUCUUCAGAGUUUUUUUCUCCUACCAUAUUUAGUUGA